Messenger RNA from Symbiodinium sp. CCMP2456, 2361 nucleotides. The record is from the annotation of a GenBank genome assembly. NCBI's taxonomy places the organism in Eukaryota, Dinophyceae, Suessiales, Symbiodiniaceae.
AUGAAGCUGCUGUCCAGAAGGAUGCGUCGGAAUUAUGCUUUGGAUGCGUCCUCCACCUCCGGUGGCGAUGGGAAGCCCGUGCAAAAGGUCCGGGUGGCAGCGCCGGAGAAAGCAAUGGCUGCGCCCUCGAACUACGACGAGCUGCAGCGCAGGAGGCAGAUGAAGAAAGGGGUGACGGUCGAGGAGGAGGCGAGCCCAAUACCACCAACGUUGCUUGCAGCGGCUGAAUCUGGGAAGGAUCCUGAGGAGGUGGCUACGCGAACAAGCCAUUCCGACACGUUGGAGCAGGGUGACGAGGAACCACCUCGUCAGAGCCAACUCUUCAGUGGGGUGUUGAGGCGGCGGACACUGAACAAGUUUCGGAGCUGGCUCGGCAACUUUGUGACCCAGAAGAGCUUUGGGCCGGGCGUGUUAGAGGCCAUGGACGGAGGUUCUGAUGAGGAGGAGGAAAGCACCGAUCAGAAGGCGGUUGUCAACGACAUUUGGGCUCUGAAAAACCACUUCCUGGCGGCGUACCUGAAUGGGGAGUUGGAUAUCCUGGACAGGUGCCUGCAGGCCUGCGUGGACAAGCACGGUAAGGGAGCCUACCUUGCCAUUGCCAAGGAGCCCGGUGAGCUUACUUUGGAGGAAUGGCUGCAGAUGUAUUCCGCUCCAAAGAUGAUGAGGAAGCUGCAGGAGCUCCAUCAUGAGGUCUACGAGGAGGAGCAGCUGCGACGAGCUUUCACCCUGCUGCAGAACCUGACCGCCGGACCCAGGCUUCAACUGGGGGAAAGGCGUCCGGAGAUGGCGUCCACAAAGGGCCCGCGGCGUGUCCGGGGUCAGUCUUCUGGCAUGGUCAUCAUCUUCGCCGACUUCGAGGAGGGCGCUUCGCAGGUCCGAUGGGCCAAAGCCCUGGGCCAACGCCUGGUUCGAGGGACCGAGGCGGCGUCGUCUGGCAGAGAAAGCGUCAGGAACGCACUGACGGACACCGUUGCGAAGGCCCUGGACGGCCUCAGCCCCGUCUUGCGCUUGGCCCGGGCCGCGGCGCGCUGGGUGCAGCGAGGGCUCUUCGAGGAGGCUUCCAACGAGCUACGUCUCCUCUGGGCCCUUGCGGCCCUGGAACCCAAGGCAGCAGGUGCAGCUUUCUUCGAUGACAGGCGGCCAGCAGCUCGACACCUUGGCUUUGCAAUCCGCGUCGUGUGUCGUGCGAUCGUUGCAGACCAAGGCAGGCCACUUUCCGUGCAGAAGGCCGAGACGCUUUUUUUGGCCUUGCAGCUGUCCGCGGAGUUCUGUCGACACAGGAGGUUGCAGAUGCUCACCGAGAAGCGGGAGGAGGCAGAGAAGGAGGCCACUCUUCCGGGCGCUCCUCGUUUCCCAGCCUUGCCGAAGCUGGGGAAGGACCGUGUUGAGCAUAUCGAGCCCACAGACGAGGGAGAUGCUGCUCUACUCGAGUGCCUGCAGGCCAAGACGCUUAUCCUGGCCACUGCGGCGCUUUCGGCGCUGCUGCCCUGCGCUGCUGCCUGCGCAUCGGACAAGUCUGUGCAAGGCGAUGAUGAAGAGACCACCACCGAGACCCGUUGCCAAUUGGCCUCUCAGCUGCUGGCAGCAUCCUGGCGCAUCCUGGAUCAGGCCGGCCUUCCCGGUGCGGCGCAGCUGCGCCCAGCUCUCUGUGAGCUGGCCACCGCCGCAGGUAUCACCCGUCCGGCUGCCUUCAAGCAGGAUCAGGAAGCUUCCUUGGCUCUGCGUGCCGCGGCCGUGGCCAGUGGCAGUAGCGAGGUCAAGAUCUCGAAGUCACUGCUUCGGCCGGCCAGGGUGCCGCAUGCAGGGCUUUUGCAGAUCCUGGCGUCCGUCAAGGAGGAUGCGCCGAAGCCGGCGCGGAGCUUUGCUUUGGUGGCCAAACGGGGAAGGACCCACGAGCGACCGGUGCAGCCAAAGGCUACAGUCAUAGCGCAAGCACGCGCUGGACUGGAGAAGGUUACUUCGUGCGUGUCUGCCAAGGGCGAGGAGACCGAGCAGCUCUUGCGUUGCGCAGUGCUCUACGGCGGCCCCUUUCUGGCAGACAGGCUGUCAAGAGAUCUCCCCGAGUGCCAGGAGCCAGCGCGGUGUCUGUUCGAAAAACUGCGGCCAGUGCUGCAGAGGGAGGUUGGUGAUGCUGUGCAGGUCCAGGACGGAGGAGUUUCGGUCACGCCGGUGGAGGGGCGGACGCGCAGGAAGGCGCAGAUCGCCGGGAAUUCCAGCCGACUCGCGGAGCUGCGCGAGGUUCGGCGGUCCUGGGAUGCCGAGACGGAGAUGCAGUGGCAGCAGCUGUCGCAGCUGACGGCGGAUCUGGACGAGACCGACGACGAUGAGUAUCUGGACGAAUCGGAGGAUGAAAUGCCUUAG